Neomonachus schauinslandi (Hawaiian monk seal) is the source of this 333-nucleotide messenger RNA. Its product is annotated as WAP four-disulfide core domain protein 10A-like. Gene Ontology annotation, molecular function: peptidase inhibitor activity. The record is from RefSeq and is a predicted model, not a curated record. NCBI's taxonomy places the organism in Eukaryota, Metazoa, Chordata, Mammalia, Carnivora, Phocidae. The coding region runs from base 1 to 333 and encodes 110 amino acids. Gene Ontology annotation, cellular component: extracellular region. The transcript has 3 exons.
AUGCCAACCCAGGCUCUGCUGCUCAUCCUGCUCCUCUGUGUGCUGCUGCAGGCCCAGGGAGGGUACCGGAAACCGAAGACGAUGCAGAAAAUAGAGCUGAUCAAAGAAAUCAAGGUCUGUGAAAAGCAUACCAACAUAUACAUGUGCAGACGCCCAUGUGAAUAUCACCAAGAUUGUCAAGCAAAUAACAUAUGCUGUUCAACCUUCUGCGGGAAUAUUUGCAUGAGCCUGCUGAGUAGGUCUCCUAAAUCCAACCUGCUCAAAGUCAAUGUGUCUAAGAUUCACAUGCCUAAAACUUGCUUGUUUCCAGCUUCUAAAUUUCACUUCUUCUGA